UUUAAAAAAUCACCAGAGAUAGAGAUGCAGAGGAAAAAGACAUACAGUAAAAGUUCUUCGUCCAGAGAAUGAAGGAUUGAGUCAAGAUGUUUUCUUUCAUCUGUCUAACUCUGAUCUUCAAAUGGAUAAACAUCAGUUCCAGCUUAGCCUCUUUAGAUGCGAGUCCAAAUCCCACAUCGAUGAUCCCUCCAGUGACAGAAGGACAAGUAACUAAUCUGACUCCUACUCCAGACAUCUGCCCUGAUGGGGAAUCCUCUAACUUAAACUGUAAUUUAACUGGAUCGAACAAUACCUUUAACACAGCGAGUAACAAGACAGUAAAUGAUACUGAUAUUCUCAACAAAACAUGUUUGAAGACACUGGAGAUGACUGGAGAGACAGUUGUUGAUGAGGGUGAAACUCUCAAUCUGACCUGCACAGUGAAACCUGCAUCUAAAAUCACAUGGUCCAAACUUGGCUUAAACAAAAGCCUGAAAAAUGACAGUGGAUUGGACUAUGGAACAUCCACCCUCAUCAUAGAUGAUGUGACAACAGAGGAUUCUGGACAGUAUAUCUGUGCAACACAUCAAAACAAUUUAACAAAAGAGAUUAAUGUUACCGUGAUACAUAAGAAGAAACUUGAAAUUACUGGAGAGAAGACUAUUGAGGAGGGUGACACACUUAGACUUAUCUGUAAGGGUUUUCCUCAAUCUCUCCUCAUUUGGACUAAAUUUGACUCCAAUACAAGCCUGAUCAAUGGCACCGGAACAGCAACCCUCAUCAUUCAUAAUGUGACAAGCAAGAACUCUGGUCUGUACAUGUGCACUGCACAACACCAGAACACAACUCUGACAGAAAAUGUGGACAUAAAAGUAAAAUGGAUAAAAACACCAACGAUCACUGGUGAAUCCACCAUUAGACAAAACGGGAGCCUGAAUCUGACCUGCACUGUUGAUGCUUUUCCUUCUUCUAUCAUCACAUGGACUAAACCUGGCUUAAACGUCACCCUGAAGAGUGAACCUGGACUUGAAACAUUGACUCUGCUGAUCCAUAACGUGACAGAGGAACAUUCUGGGCAGUAUUAUUGUUCUGCAGUGUACCCUAAGAAGAAAUUGGUGCAAAACAUUAACAUUACUGUGAUAUAUCAAAAGAGACCUAAAAUCACUGGAGAGAGCACAGUUACAGAGGGCCAUGAUCUGAACCUGACCUGCAGCGUCGAUAGUUGGCCAUUGUCGUUCAUCACUUGGACCAAACAUGGGUUGAGAACAGCUUUAGAAAAUGGCACAGGCGCAGCCAGACUCAUCAUGUCUAACGUAACAGUUGAAAGUAGUGGACUCUAUAUCUGCUCAGCAAAGCAUCAGAAUGUCACUGUCACAGAAGAAGUUUACAUCAAGGUGAAUGUGCUGCCUAAGAUCCUAGAGAAGUCUGAAUGUAACGCUUAUUCGGAUGCCCUGACCUGCUGGUGCAUCAGUGAAGGAUUUCCUUCACCCACGAUCACAUGGGAGCCAUUUGGGAACUAUACUCACUACUCUGUCACAACCACUGUGUCAAACUACACAGUCAACAGCACCAUCUUCAUAAAAGUGAUAAAUCCCAUGAGUGUUUCUGCUAUUUGUGUGAGUAGGAAUAAAAAUGGGGAAACAAAAAGGAAUCUUACUACAAGUGAAGUGGAAGAGGAAGGAUAUUUCACAAAUUUGCUGAGGACUGUUACACAAAUGGGAAAAAUUAUUCCCUUUUUGAUUGGUUUGCUACUUUCAGCAAUUGUUUGCUGCUUGUUGCUGCUUUGCUGCAGGAAAAAAAAGAAAUCCCAUGGAGAUAUAUCAGAGACCCUGGAGAUGAUAACUCAAGAGGCAAAUGGUGACAACACAGGAGAUUACGAGCCGAUCCACGUCCAAGGGACUGCUGGAAGAUCUGAAAGCCCAGAAGUUGUAACAUCAGAGAUUGAAUAUUCUGAUGUUAAUUUGUUGUUAGGAAAACAACAAAAUUCUGAGGAAAAUGCAGAUGAAAAACCAAAUAAAUCAGAAACGGAGUAUGCUAAGAUUAGGCAAAAAGGAGCAGGGAUGAAGGGGGAUGGAGAAGGGCAGGAAGAGGAGGAAGAAACACUCUGUGCAACAGAAGCUGUGGAAAAUGAGGCUGUUCCAGUCUAUUCUAAUGUGAAAAAGCUAAAGGAUCAAAUAUGACUGCAGCAGCCUGAGGAAAGACAUGCUGAUAGAAGGAUUGUGAUUCUUCUUAAAGUCAAAUAUAUCUUGCAUUGGCUACAAAUGCAUUCUAGAAGCAGCAAAGAGAAAAGCAGAGAGAUUUCUCUCUAUGAACUGGUUUAAGGGAGAAAGUGAUUGUGUUGAAAGAUGGGAAAUUAAAGUAGCUUCUGGUAAAGCAAGCAGGUGUCAGAUGUGCUUUGCAUAGAUGGUUCCUCUUAAUGAGCAGAGUGAAACUUGGCUGAGUAAAUCAAAAGGUUUUUGAACAGCGGUGCAUAUCCCUAUAACAUUGUUCCUCUUUACUGAACUUUAAAAAAAAAAAUCUUGGGGUUUUUCUCAGUAUUUUAAGGUUCAGUUAAAAAAAAAGAAAAGAUUGUUGAUUUUCUUUGUUUGAUCGCUGCAAAAAGAAAAAUUUAGCAACAGAAACAGAAGCUUCUUAUUUAUUUUGCUUUUAUAGCUGCAUUGAACCUGCAGUGCAGUGCAGGUUUUUAGUGAGAUUUUGUUCUUUCUUUCUUUGUUCUUUCAGUUAUUUUGAUUGUGAGGUAAGGGGAAAAAUUAGAAUCAGCUAUGUGUAAACAACUGUGCAAUAAAAUAAACCUGAUACUUUUACCAAUGUAUUAGGUCAUUGUCUACUGUAAGCAAAAACAUAAUGAUUCAACAGGCCCUUCAUUUAGCAAAUAAAUGCCUAUAUCCUGCAGAUUUGUGCUCACCAAUCUGAAUUUGUCAUAUAAAAACUGUUGUAUGAAAACUCCAGGGAAAAAUGUCUUUUUUGCACAAUCAUCAGUUUGUUUAUGUCUUAACAUUGCUUUGCUAAAGUGCUAUAAAAACUUGACUCUUUUGAAGCUGUAAUAAACAUUCAUUUACCAUAUACUGUAUGUAGUGUUUAUGCAAAAUA
This is a messenger RNA of Cyprinodon variegatus (sheepshead minnow), 3069 nucleotides long. Its product is annotated as basement membrane-specific heparan sulfate proteoglycan core protein-like. The transcript has 11 exons. Lineage: Eukaryota; Metazoa; Chordata; Actinopteri; Cyprinodontiformes; Cyprinodontidae. The coding region runs from base 87 to 2159 and encodes 690 amino acids. The record is from RefSeq and is a predicted model, not a curated record.